AUGAACACCCUGCAAGAAGCAAGCCGGGUAUACAAGGCCUUCCAGAAAGGAGGGCCGACUUUCGGAGGAUGGCAGAUGCUUCCAGGCACGAAUCACGCGCGGGCAAUUGCCCGUUCAGGCGUUGAUUGGAUAUGCGUCGACACGGAGCACGGCAACAUCAACGACAGCCAAAUGCACGAAGCCGUAACCGCCAUCGCCCACGCGGGCGUAAGCCCUCUCGUCCGCAUCGCCGCGAACGAACCCUGGAUGGUAAAGCGUAAGUUACCCUUUGCCACCUACGCCUCCCAUUCCAAGGUCUCCAAGUGGAAAUCUAACACCACCCCAGGCGCCCUCGACAGCGGCGCCCACGGCGUCAUAGUCCCGCUCAUCUACACCGUCGACGACGCCAAAAAGCUCGUUUCCUCCGCCAAAUUUCCGCCAGAAGGAACGCGCGGCUUCGGCUCACCGCUACCAACACAGUGUUUCUCAAAUGAACCACUGACGUACUACCUGCGCCACGCAAACACUUCGCUCCUUACCAUCGUGCAGAUAGAAACAGCGUCGGCGCUAGCGUGCUGCCGUGAAAUCGCCGCCUUGCCCGGUGUCGAUUGUUUGCUGAUCGGGCCCUUUGAUCUCGGCAACAAUAUCGGUCAUCCUAUUUUGACUCCACAGAUGGAUAAGGAGCUGGAGGAGGCGAUUGAGACGAUCAAGGAGGCGGCGCAUGCGGAGGGGAAGAAGGUGGCUAUGUAUUGCAACUCGGGCGAGGAUGCGAGGGGGUAUGUGGAGAGGGGGUUUGAUAUGGUAAGUGUGUUGACGGAUCAGAUGGGGAUUACGGGGGCGUUUGAGCGGAGUUUGGGGGUUGCGAGUGGGAAGGUGGAGGGGAGUGGGGUCAAGGGGGUUAAGGGGUAUGAUGGCAGGUAG
Alternaria conjuncta is the source of this 900-nucleotide messenger RNA. RefSeq lists its product as uncharacterized. Bases 1 to 900 code for a protein of 299 amino acids. The record is from RefSeq and is a predicted model, not a curated record. The transcript has 2 exons. Gene Ontology annotation, cellular component: cytoplasm. Lineage: Eukaryota; Fungi; Ascomycota; Dothideomycetes; Pleosporales; Pleosporaceae. Gene Ontology annotation, molecular function: aldehyde-lyase activity.